CCUACAAGGGUCUUGGCAUGGGACGCAGGAGUCAGAUGUCCCUCUGGAAUGGGGACAGGCAUGCAGGCUGCUAUUCCAGGGCUCUGAUCAUGGCCACCUAUUUAUAGUGCUGAGGGGGCUCAGCCCUCCCCACACAGGCAGUGGAGAGGCUGCCCUGCUGCAAUGUCACUGGCGUCACUGCCACUGCAGGCUGCCAGCACCUGCCACUGCCGCUGCAGGAGACCGAGGGGCCUAGGCCAGGCAGGGACCCCAGGGCCACCAGGCACUGUGUGAAGCAAGGACGUGGCCGGCCUGAUGGGCAGCACCAUGGAGCCCCCCGGGGGUGGGUACCUGCACCUGGGUGCUGUGACGUCCCCGGUGGGCACAGCCCGCGUGCUGCAGCUGGCCUUCGGCUGUACCACUUUCAGCCUGGUGGCCCACCGGGGCGGCUUCGCGGGCGUCCAGGGCACCUUCUGCAUGGCCACCUGGAGCUUCUGCUUCACCCUUUCAGGCCUGGUGGUGGCCUGCGAGUUCACCCGGCUCCACAGCUGCCUGCACUUCUCCUGGGGCAACUUUACGGCGGCCUUUGCCAUGCUGGCCACACUGCUGUCCGCCACGGCUGCCGUCAUCUACCCACUGUACUUCACCCGGAUGGAGUGCCUACCCGAGCCCUCUGGCUGCACAGCCAGGGACUUCCGCCUAGCAGCCAGCGUCUUUGCCGGACUCCUCUUCCUGGCCUAUGCUGCAGAGGUGGCCCUGACCCGGGCUCGACCGGGCCAGGUGGCCAGCUACAUGGCCACAGUGUCAGGGCUCCUCAAGAUUGUCCAGGCCUUUGUGGCCUGCAUCAUCUUUGGGGCGCUGGUCCACGACAGCCAAUAUGGGCGCUACGUGGCCACACAGUGGUGUGUGGCCGUCUACAGCCUGUGCUUCCUGGCCACCAUGGCUGUGGUGGCCCUGAGCGUAAUGGGCCACACUGGGGGCCUGGGCUGCCCCUUCGACCGUCUGGUGGUUGUGUACACCUUCCUGGCUGUGCUUCUCUACCUCAGCGCCGCCGUCAUCUGGCCCGUCUUCUGUUUUGACCCCAAGUACGGUGAGCCCAGGCGGCCCCCCGACUGCCCUAGGGGCAGCUGCCCCUGGGACAGCCAGCUGGUGGUGGCCACCUUCACCUACAUCAACCUGCUUCUCUACGUCGCCGACCUCGCCUACUCCCAGAGGAUCCGCUUCGUGCCCACCCUGUAGCCCGGCAGGCAGCAGCCCUCCCACCUCUGCUCUCCAGGGGCUCCAAGCACCAAUGAGGGUGACCCAGGUGAACCCAGACCCCUGGGGAGUGAGCAGGAGGGAGGCAGCUGGGAGGGCAGCUCCUGGACUUCUGGCAGCGCUCAGCAGCUCGGCCCAGGGAGGGGCAGAGAGGGACAGAGGGGCAGGAGGCCCUGAGCAGGACACAGGGGAGAAGCCC
Messenger RNA from Ceratotherium simum simum (southern white rhinoceros), 1435 nucleotides. It is a transcript of the gene MYADML2, whose product is annotated as myeloid associated differentiation marker like 2. Lineage: Eukaryota; Metazoa; Chordata; Mammalia; Perissodactyla; Rhinocerotidae. The record is from RefSeq and is a predicted model, not a curated record. Gene Ontology annotation, cellular component: membrane.